UGUGCUGUAUUGUACUUUGUCUCUCGCGAAUAUAUUCUAGCCUGGCGUUUGAAAGCAGGUAAUUACAGUGUACAUCGCAUCCUGCAUGUGUUAAUCAAAGAUUAGGAAUGAAGCGAGUCUACACGCAGCAACAGAAAGAGAGGCGCUCCCAUUUUAAAUCACUGCUUUUAUUGUACGGAAUAUUAUUUGAAUUUUAACAACCUUACCCCUUUGCCUUGAUUCCUGAUCUUAGCCGACAUUUUAAUCCUGCCUUCAUAUUCCGAACCUAUUAAAAAAAAAAAAAAUCUCUAAACAAGAACAGAACAGCUUGUAUAGCACCGCAUUCCAAUCAGAAACGGUUCCCUGUUUCAUAUUCACCUUUGUACAGCGCGUAUAUGUAAUAUAUAUAUAUAUAUAUAUACAUACACACAACAAGUGUCUACAGAAUGAAAGACGAGCUAGCACGCACGCACAGAUAGCCACACACAAAGACGCUCACCGAAAGAAGCCACACAUAUUUGGAAAUACGUUACCGGCAGCUAGCAAGCAACAAUGAAACACCAAACAUGCAUUUCAAGUGUAACGAUGUAGCAUUGCUUUCCGAAAAGGAUCCGAAACGAUCACUCUUGAUUGUAACGGGCACAGCGUUUUUAUUAGGGUGGGGGUGCAUGUAUAUCUGUCACUGAGUAUGCGCGCUAGAAAAGUGUUUUUUUUUCGGAAUUAUUAUUUAUCUAAGCAUUCACUUGGUCCAGUUUGGACAUUAUCUUGCAAGGGGCGCGUCUGCGCGGCGGUGGGGUGGACGGGGGGAGGGGGGUUGUCUCUGCAGCCCGAGUCUAGCCUCUGUGUUUGUGUCUGGUUCAUUUCGGAUUGGGCGAUGGAAACAUAGUGUGCCAAGCGUUCGCGCACGGUGGGCGGGAAUUGGGUUGUUUAUAAACCCGGUGUGCGCGCCGUGGGCGGGAAUACAAGACUGUGAAACUGAAGUCAGACAGACAGAGAGAGAUAGAGAGAGAAAAGGAGAGAGAGAGGAGGACGCGGAGACAGAAGCAGCGGUGGCUGGAGCUUGUAGGAGGAAGCGCGACUUCCCCUGCCCCUCCAUCCCCAGCACCUGUAUGGAGGACCAUCUCAGCCUCCUGCACUCGCCUCCUCCUUCUACUACCAAGCAUGGGAAAAACAACAACAUAGUAAACCCCGGCUACACCGAGGCCGAGCAGGACACCAUGACAGUGAUCACAUGUGAUAACAUGUUGGAGGAAACGGCAGGGCUCCCAGGACUCCACUCCUUGGACCGCUACGAGUCAGGCAACGAGUGCUGCGAGAGGGUCGUCAUCAACAUCUCGGGUCUGCGCUUCGAGACCCAGCUCAAAACUUUAUCCCAGUUCCCCGAGACCUUGCUUGGGGACCCCAAGAAGAGGAUGCGCUACUUUGACCCGCUACGGAACGAAUAUUUCUUCGAUAGGAACAGGCCGAGUUUUGAUGCCAUUCUCUAUUACUAUCAGUCCGGCGGGCGCAUCAGGAGACCCGUGAAUGUCCCCAUUGACAUUUUCUCAGAAGAAAUACGGUUUUAUGAACUAGGAGAGGAAGCAAUGGAGAAAUUCCGUGAUGACGAAGGGUUUAUCAAAGAGGAAGAGCGCCCUUUGCCUACAAAUGAGUUCCAACGGCAGGUGUGGCUAUUGUUUGAAUACCCCGAGAGCUCAGGGCCAGCCAGGGGCAUCGCUAUAGUCUCUGUGCUGGUCAUUCUAAUCUCCAUCGUUAUAUUUUGCCUGGAAACUUUGCCCGAGUUCCGGGAUGACAAGGACUACCGCGCUCCUCUAGAGCCGGUGAUAAAUGGAACCUCUCCCUACCUGAGCAGCACGUUCACAGACCCCUUCUUUGUUGUGGAGACGCUCUGCAUAAUCUGGUUCUCCUUCGAACUGCUGGUAAGGUUUUUUGCUUGCCCCAGUAAAGCCACCUUUUCCAAAAACAUCAUGAACAUUAUAGACAUUGUGGCGAUCAUCCCCUAUUUUAUCACCCUGGGCACGGAACUGGCCGAGAGGCAGGGGAACGGGCAGCAGGCCAUGUCCUUGGCCAUCCUGAGGGUCAUCAGGCUGGUCCGGGUCUUUCGGAUCUUCAAGCUCUCCCGGCACUCCAAGGGGCUGCAGAUUCUGGGGCAGACCCUCAAGGCCAGUAUGCGGGAGCUGGGGCUGCUGAUCUUCUUCCUUUUCAUCGGGGUCAUCCUCUUCUCCAGCGCGGUCUAUUUCGCAGAAGCUGACGACCCUUCGUCGGGCUUUAGCAGCAUCCCGGAUGCCUUCUGGUGGGCAGUGGUUACCAUGACGACUGUCGGCUACGGAGACAUGCACCCGGUAACCGUAGGAGGGAAAAUCGUCGGGUCGCUGUGUGCGAUUGCUGGCGUGUUAACCAUUGCCUUGCCGGUGCCGGUCAUUGUCUCCAACUUUAACUAUUUCUAUCACCGGGAGACGGAGGGUGAGGAGCAGGCGCAGUACUUGCGCGCUGGCAGCUGUGAGCACCUGUCCUCUGAAGAGGAGCUCAGAAAGGCUCCCAGCACUUCCUCUUUGAGUAAAUCGGAAUACAUGGUGGUCGAGGAAGGGCUGAACAGCGCGUUCAAACAGCCUUUCAAGAGCAGCAACUGCACUCAAAACAACCAGAACUGCGUGACCGGCAAAAAAAUCUUCACCGACGUUUAAAAACCAGUGAAACACGAAGAAGCGCUCUUAAAAACAAUACUACCACUACUACUGUUAGUAAUCGUGACGUGUCAGUGCAAGUAUGUUGUGUGGAGGCAACGUCAUAGGUAUAGUAAACGUGUCCUGUUUCGUGGUCAAGUUCAUUCGCUCUAGAAUAACAAAAUAGACUCGAGUUGUUUGCUAGUUCAUAAUUAGGAACGGCUGUCUCUGUGAGCAGGCCAAUGACAUCAGCUUUCCUUGUGUUUCCUUUAACUGGCAGAGGCGCUGUGUGUAAUUCAAACCGUAGUCUAAUGUUCAAAUUGAGUAUUUAGUCUGUUGUGUAUGUUUAAAAAAUAAGUAUUCAAAUGAAAUACAACGCAAAAGAUUAAUGUGCGUAAGUAAAACAAAUACGCGAUAAUAGAUGUGUGUUUAUUACCAUAACGUGAGCGCUGCGAUUUAUUAAUGUUAGAAAAUGAUUGUUAAUCGGGAAAGACAAGUCGUGUAUUUCAACAAAACUGAAAUAUAAGGACAGGCAGAAGAGCCCCUUCGAAUCUGAAAUGGAGACGUUCGUUAAAUACUGUGUCUUCAGAUGCCUGGUGAAAUGCAAUCUAAGUAUCGUACCGCUAUUUACAUGAAGCGCAUCUAUUUCUAUACGCCGUCAUGACUCGGAUACGUUUUUGAAUGAAGAGACUGGAUUGCGACAGGGAAUACUACAGGAAAAGCUGCAGGCUGUGCCGUUCACUGUGGACAGAUCUGAGGUGAACGUCUCGAGAAUAAAGAUGAGUCAAACCAAACCACUUCAUGCGGAUGCUACUAAUUCUGCCUGCAGUCUCCAUAGCAACCACCGUUUCCCAGGUAACCCCUUCUAACGUUGCCAUGGCAUCCCUCUGCGUUUCCACAGCAACCUCCCAGAUGGCUCUAAAGCCUUCAAAAAAAAGAGCAAGCCGCUGUGCAGCGAGCGAAAGGGAUCAGUGUGGCAAAAAAGAAAUACCAAUACAAUUAUAAAUAAAUGAGUACCGCUCCUUUCAGCACCUGUAAGGGGCUCCUUUACGAAGGCAGACGUCAGAUUGAUCCAGGUCUGUGCACUGAAUAUAAUGUGACCCCUCUAAUUAGAUAACAUUGGCUUACAUAUUGAACUGUAUCAGAUACACGUUCUCAUUGUAUAGCCCUAUACAAUGAGAUGGCUUUAAAUGGAACUGUUCAAUGUGAAACCCAACACAAGCACGUGAGCAGGGCCAUAUCUAAAUCUAAACCCGAGUCCUCCUAAAAACAAGAACACGUACAAACAACAAUUCUAUCAACCCAGAAUACAGCACCCCCCCUCCCCGACAAGAACACCACUGGGAAGAUGGGACCGUGAAAAAAGGAAGAUGCCUGCGUUACUUCAAGCUACCACCAGGGGGUGCUAUUCCCCACCAGAUGGGGAAUGGGGCGUUCAGUGAGCACAUGGACCCCUGAGUGGCUGGAAAGACCAAGAGAACACGGGUUCAAGCCCAGCGCUGUCCACAUCAGUACAGGUUUUGGUACAGUAGAAGACUCCUAGUAAACAAGUAUUGUUCCAGAUGCCGGUGAUCUGAAGGAUCCAGAGAUGCCAGCUCACAAGAAACAGAGGCAUUACUCGACCCCUCUGCCUUCAACGCCAAGCCUGUCACAGUUACUCGACAGCACGGCAUGUGAUCGAGUCUCUUCAGAGAGAGAGGAACAGCACGGCAUGUGAUCGAGUCUCUUCAGAGAGAGAGGAACAGCACGACAUGUGAUCG
Polyodon spathula (Mississippi paddlefish) is the source of this 4399-nucleotide messenger RNA. Its product is annotated as potassium voltage-gated channel subfamily A member 3-like. The transcript has 4 exons. Bases 1089 to 2660 code for a protein of 523 amino acids. Gene Ontology annotation, biological process: potassium ion transmembrane transport; protein homooligomerization. The record is from RefSeq and is a predicted model, not a curated record. Gene Ontology annotation, cellular component: voltage-gated potassium channel complex; membrane. NCBI's taxonomy places the organism in Eukaryota, Metazoa, Chordata, Actinopteri, Acipenseriformes, Polyodontidae. Gene Ontology annotation, molecular function: protein binding; delayed rectifier potassium channel activity.